GCGGAACAAAGAGUGCAUACACGUCUUGACCGAAGAACGCUUGGCAAAAGGCUAUACUUAUAAAUACAGAGGCAUGGCUCCUUAUUAGCUAAUAAGCCUGUAACCGAGACGACUGCCUAUUGACGUUCUGAAUCAGAAUCAGGGCCCUUCCCUGUGUGAUAAUCUGCAGCUGAUGAGAAGAAGAAUCCUGGUGGUAGGUUGACCAUGAAGAUGUACGAGAAACCCCCGCCGGAGAUCAUCCACUCGGGGCGCAAGCUGAAGCUGUUAACCAGCGACGACGAUCCCCGCUUCAGGUGCGACGGCUGCCACGAGCCUGGCUACGGCCUCAGGUACACGGACAACGGCGGCGGCGGCCAGAGCUUCAACCUGCACACAUGCUGCGCCCUCGCGGAGAAGGAGCCCACGAUCAAGCAUGGACUGUUCGGCGACCUCAACUUCGAGUUCCUCGUGGAGCCCACGCCCGUCGUCAGGGACACACAAACCGAAACAAUUUGCGACGCCUGCGGCGAGGAAGCGCGCGGGUUCGUCUACCACUGCUACAAGAAGGACCUCGACCUCCACCCCUGCUGCGCGAGCCUGAAAGAGAGAGCACUCCUGGACGGCCGCGUCUUCGAGCUCCGCCGGAAGACGUCAAGGCCGUGCCGCCUAUGCGGCCACCGCCACAGGUUCUGGGCGUACCGCUCCAGGUUCGACGGCGAGGACAUGGACAUCCACGUGGCGUGCUUGAAGAAAAUGGCCCGCGAAAGCUGGGAUGCCGCCUACAAUAACCGGGUCGGCGGCGAGCAGAUCCUUCAGGUGAACGGGUCCAGCAUGGACCGCAUGCUCCAGAGCUUUGCUGGGAAUAGUCAGAGGAGGGGUGGGUUCGACCAGUUCAUCAAGGUCUUGGGCAACUUGGCGAGUAUCAUCAUCGCCGUGAUCUUUGGAAACCCCGUGGCGAUGAUGGCCGCCAUAGCGGGACCCGGUGGUUUACUUCGGGGCUAGACUUUAAUCGAUUGAUCGAGCUACUUAAAAGUAUCAAGAAGUUUGUGGGGUUACUUUUUACCUUUUCGUGAGUUUGCUUGGUGUGCAUUAUUUCUUAUCUAUUUCAUCCAAUAAUAGAAGAUUGGUGUAUUCGUGUAUGUUUAGGUGUAGUCUUUGCUAUAUUCGACCAUAUUUCAUUACUCAGUUGUAUGGACAGACAGUAAGAUUUUGGGCUUGUUUAAUUUUUUUCUUUAAACUUACGUAUGUUACUUUUGUAUGAUAUGACUACUGGAUUUGUAUAUAUAGAGACUAUAUAUAAAAUUUGGUGCUAAAAGGA
Molecule: messenger RNA, 1297 nt
Organism: Panicum virgatum (switchgrass)
Lineage: Eukaryota; Viridiplantae; Streptophyta; Magnoliopsida; Poales; Poaceae
Exons: 2
Coding region: 205-981 (258 amino acids)
Source: RefSeq, a predicted model, not a curated record